This is a messenger RNA of Gymnodraco acuticeps, 6028 nucleotides long. RefSeq names its product rab GTPase-activating protein 1. The record is from RefSeq and is a predicted model, not a curated record. Lineage: Eukaryota; Metazoa; Chordata; Actinopteri; Perciformes; Bathydraconidae.
AUUGUGGGGAAUGGGAGUGAGCAGCAGCUCCAGAGAGAAUUAGAGGAUGUCCUCAUGGACCCCUCGGUAGCCGACACUGGACUCAGGUCAGAAGCAGGAAUGGAGACCCUCGGAGGAGAGGGCGACCGCGGCUCUGUUGCUACGACAGCGUCACCCGUAGCGCCGGGCUCUGACCCUCUGAGCGCUCCGCCACCCAAGCUGGAGAUGGUGCUUCCUGUUCAGACGGCACAGGAGAGCGAGUUGAACGAGAGGUCGUACCGAGCAGAUGAAUCCUCAUCAGAGGGCAGUCCUAGCAGUCCCAUCCCAGAUGAAGACAGCGUUGUGUUCAGCCAGCUGACAUAUCUGGGCUGUGCCUCGGUCAACGCCCCCCGCAGUGAGUUGGAGGCCCUCCGUAUGAUGAGUAUCCUCAGAGGGCAGUGCCAACUCCCCCUGGACGUCACACUGUCUGUGCCAGGCGUGUCUGAAGGCACUGUCAGGUUGCUGGACCCCAACACCAGUACAGAGAUCGCCAACUACCCGAUAUACAAGAUUCUGUUCUGUGUGCGCGGCCAUGAUGGCACACCAGAGAGCGACUGCUUUGCCUUCACUGAGAGCCACUUCAACGCCGAGAUCUUCAGGAUCCACGUGUUCCGCUGCCAAAUCCAUGAAGCGGUGAGCAGGAUACUGUACAGUUUUGCCACGGCGUUUCGGCGCUCAGCGAAGAAGGCGGUUCUUUCCUCUCAGCAGCCGGCGCCGCUCACGCCUGACAGCGACUUGUUUACCUUCACCGUCAGCCAGGAAAUCAGAGAGGAUGAUGGCAAGGGUACUUUCAGUGCUGUAGCAAAGGACAAGGACAAGCAGAGCUUCAAGCUGCGUGCAGGAAUGGACAAGAAAAUUGUCAUUUAUGUCCAACAAACCUGCAAUAAAGAACUGGCCAUUGAAAGGUGUUUCGGUCUCCUGCUCAGCCCUGGGAAAAAUGUGAAGAACAGCGACAUGCACCUGCUAGAUCUGGAGUCGAUGGGAAAGAGUUCCGAUGGGAAGUCUUACAUCAUCACAGGAAGUUGGAACCCCAACACGCCUCAGUUCCAGCCUGUGAAUGAGGAAACGCCCAAAGACAAAUUCAUGUACAUGACGACAGCAGUGGACCUGGUGAUCACAGAGGUGGAGGAGCCGGUGCGCUUCCUGCUGGAGACGAGGGUCAGAGUCUGCUCCCCAAAUGACCGGCUGUUCUGGCCCUUCAGCAAGCGCAACUACACUGAGACCUUCUACCUUAAACUACGACAGAUGGAGCGUAAGGAGCGUAAGAGUCCUGCCUCUGACACACUUUAUGAGGUGGUGAGUUUGGAGAGCGAGACAGAAAGGGAGAGACGGAAGACCACGGCGAGUCCCGACAUCAUGCCCACAGGUACCACGGUCCCUUCUCCACCUGAGGAUGAUGAAGAGGAAGAUAAUGAUGAGCCGUUACUCAGCGGCUCAGGUGACGUCUCCAAGGAGUGUGCAGAGAAAAUACUGGAGACCUGGGGGGACUUGUUAACAAAGUGGCAUUUGAACUUAUCAGUGCGUCCCAGGCAGCUGCCAGCUUUGGUGCGGAGCGGCAUCCCUGAGGCGCUCCGUGGGGAGGUGUGGCAGCUCCUGGCAGGCUGCCAUAAUAAUGACCACCAGGUUGAAGAGUACCGCACUCUCAUCACAAAGGAGUCCCCCCAGGACAGUGCCAUCACCAGGGACAUCAACAGGACAUUCCCAGCUCACGACUACUUCAAAGACACUGGAGGAGAUGGACAAGACUCCCUCUACAAGAUCUGCAAGGCUUACUCUGUGUACGAUGAGGAGAUCGGCUACUGCCAGGGACAGUCCUUCCUGGCUGCUGUGCUGUUGCUGCACAUGCCAGAGGAGCAAGCGUUCAGUGUGCUGGUCAAGAUCAUGUUUGAUUACGGGCUCAGGGACCUUUUCAAACAGAACUUUGAAGAUCUGCAUUGCAAGUUCUUCCAGCUUGAGAGACUCAUGCAGGAAUAUUUACCAGACCUGUACAACCACUUCCUGAAUGUGGGUCUGGAGGCUCACAUGUACGCCUCUCAGUGGUUCCUCACCCUCUUCACAGCCAAGUUCCCUCUUUACAUGGUCUUCCAUAUCAUCGACCUGCUACUGUGUGAGGGCAUCAGUGUGAUCUUCAAUGUAGCCCUGGCACUUCUGAAGACAUCUAAAGACGAUCUGAUCCAAACAGACUUCGAGGGUGCACUCAAAUUCUUUCGUGUCCCAGUUCCGAAGAGAUAUCGCUCUGAGGAAAACGCGAAGAAGCUGAUGGAGCUGGCCUGUGGCAUGAAGAUCAGCCAGAAAAAGCUGAAGAAGUUUGAGAAGGAGUACCACACCUUGAGGGAGCAGCAGGAGCAGCAGGAGGCCCCCAUUGAGAGAUACGAGCGGGAGAACCGUCGUCUGCAAGAGGCUAACAUGCGUCUGGAGCAGGAGAAUGACGACUUGGCGCACGAACUAGUCAGCAGCAAGAUAGCCCUGCGGAAAGACCUCGACAACGCUGAGGAGAAGGCAGACGCACUGAAUAAAGAGUUGCUGCUGACCAAACAGAAACUGGUGGACUCUGAGGACGAGAAGAGGCGACUGGAGGAGGAAUCUGCCCAGCUGAAGGAGAUGUGCAGGCGAGAACUCGAUAAGUCUGAAUCGGAGAUAAAGAAGAACGGCUCCAUCAUUGGAGAAUAUAAGCAGAUCUGCACCCAGCUGAGUGAACGACUGGAGAAACAACAGACGGCCAACCGAGGGGAGCUGGAGAAAAUCAGGUUCAAAGUGGAAGGCUGUGAGAAGUGUAGUAGUCUUUUCAACAAAGAAGGCCGUGUGCGGACUGUGAACACAGCGUCUGCGGGGGGGUCCGGGGAGCAAGAUGAGGAGAAGGAGGGUCUGAAGAUCCAGCUGAGGGAGAUGGAGCUGGAGCUGGCCCAGACCAAGCUGCAGCUGGUGGAGGCCGAGUGCAAACUCCAGGACCUGGAGCACCACCUGGGUCUGGCCCUGAACGAGGUGCAGGCCGCCAAGAAGACCUGGUUCAACCGAACGCUCAGCUCCAUCAAGACCGUCACGGGGAACCAGGGCAAGGAGACCACCUAACCUGAUAACCCCCUCCCCAGUUUUACCCAGACCAUGUGUGGAGCUCCCCACACUGAAACCUGCGGGCACAUAACUUAACCCACCGACUUUAACUUGAACAUUGACCGUUAAAUCUGAGGACGUCCAUUACUACGGACUGUGUUUCUUAUUCCUCUUAUUAAGAAUGUCGUCAUGCAUAAUCCCCUCCAUUAUUCCCCCCUCCACCCCAAAUGACUACAGCCAAAUGUGCUGCUGAGAAGGGGCAGAAACGUUCCCCAGAGACACCAUGUGCUUCCACCGGUCACAGAAAAAAAGCGUUAAAAAAAAGAGGAGAUGCUUCAUUUAUUUCUGUCUUUGUACUGCUGAUGAUAACGACCCGCAGAAGAAAGGCAGGACACCUGAAGAGUUACUGUCCUGACGGGAUAGAGAAGAAAACACUCCGUCCUUCCUCACUCUUCUGCGGGCUCCCCUCUAAACUACUGGCACAACCAGGCCCUGUCAAAUGUUCCUUUUAGGUACGAGAGCUAAUAGACGCCUUUUCAAAACUGAGCUUUUUUCUAAUUUACGUUGAAAAACACCUUUUUGUUUUCUAUGUAUGUACAUGAAUGUGCUUAUGUAAUGAGCAUAUGUGUGUAUGUGUAAGCAUGCAUGUUUUGUGUUGACUAUGGGGUGUAUGUGAGACUGAAAAUAUGUGUUUGAAUGCAUAAAUAAUAGACUGAAGUAACGUUAAAAUGUGUAUACGAGGGAGACAAUGUGUGGAAAGGGAAAGAAAAAAGCACUACGGUUAUGUGUGUGUGUGUGUGUGUGUGUGUGUGUGUGUGUGUGUGUGUGUGUGUGUGUGUGUGUGUGUGUGUGUGUGUGUGUGUGUGUGUGUGUGUGUGUGUGUGUGUGUGUGUGUGUGUGUGUGUGUGUGUGUGUGUGUGUGUGUGUGUGUGUGUGUGUGUGUGUGUGUGUGUGUGUGUGUGUGUGUGUGUGUGUGUGUGUGUGUGUGUGUGUGUGUGUGUGUGUAAGGGGAAAGAGUGUUUCCCUGGUUGUCUAGUUUCCUUUAUUGUUUAAAUGUGCAUAUGAAUGAUGCUGAAGAAAAGUUUGCUGACAAAGCCUUGAUCAGAAGGUCGAUAACAUUGAAACUAGUGGAUGUGUGUGAAUAUAUAAAUUACAGUCAAUUUUCCUCACAUCAAAUAUCUGACAUUUAACAUGCUUGAGGUUUGUUUGGUUUGGAUGUCCCAGCACAAAGAAACGAAAAGAAGCUCCAAACCGUGCAAACCUUCUCAUGUAGUAUACACUUUGUGUAUUUAUGUUACAACACUGUUAAAGUGGUGCAAUGCUUUUUCAAACCCUAAACAUCACUUUGUGGAAGUCAAAAUAGAAAGGCCACGCACAGGACGUUGUGAUUCCUGCUGCACUUGAACACACCUUCAACCACCUGCUGUCAGGCCCAGCUGCUCUGUGACCUUCGACCUCUGAACUAGACAGGCAGGGUCAUGUGUGGUACUCCAUCGAGCAGGACGGUUUUGUUUUUCACACUUCAGUCGGAUAUUUGGGUUCUCGUUCACCACUACACACUGAACUACACUGUUGGUUUUAUAUAUUGGCAGAUACAGAACAAACACACAGUGGCUGAUUUAUGUGGGACACCUGCUUCUAUUUCUGUCCAACAUGAGGACAAUUUCUAAUUGUUUGGUCACUUUCUAGCAAAGAAUAGUAUGAUGUUGGAUCGAAAAGAUGUAAUGACUAUUAUAGUGUGAAGAUCAGCAACACUUUAACAGGAGGGCCAUAUGACAGAUGCAGUGUAAGCAUAAUUAAUGGUUGAAAAAUGAUGCAACAAAUGCUAGUUUCUUUUGUCCCAUGCUGAUGGUAGAAAGCAAAGAAAGUCAUUAAAAGCUUGUUUCCUGUGUUGAGUCAAAGUUGAACUGUUAUGAUUUUUCUUGACUUAAAAUUAGACCCCAUAGUGUCACUGCCACUGUGUAGAAAAGCUACCGACCAUCAUCUCAAGAUAAAUCCAGCGACAUGACAGAAAUCUGUGUUUUUUCCGGCUUCCUGCACUCAUUGAGAACACAUUUGGGAGGAGGUGGAACAAGGGAUCAAGCAUCUCGCAGCCUCCAAAAAUCAGCAGGAAUAGAUCGAUGGAACCUGCGUGGAGCGAAGUCCCUUGAAACAUUUAUGAGCUCCUCGAUGAAUUCUUGCCUCAAAGAAUUCAUCGUGUUCAGGGGGCCAUAGCAGAUGUAGAACUAUCAAAGUGGAUGUGAUUGUAGAAGCAGAAAAUGAACACAUACAACUGUAGAAGUGAAACUCUGCACCUCUAGCUUGGAUCGGUAUCACAGAAGAUGCACCAUCAGUCGCAGGGAUCAGAGGUCAAAGCAGAGGUCAAGCUGACAUGCUCGCGAUGGGGGGUUUCAAAAGUGCAUGCGUGUGUGUUUUCAUAUUUAUCUUAAUAGAAAGGGGGGCAACCAUUUCUCAUUUUCUAUUCACUGAUCAAAUGAGACUGGAGAAUAAAAACAAACAGUGAAAACUGUAUUUCUGUUUCCAGCCUAAACUGAACAGUUACUGGGUUUUUUUGUAUUGAACUUGAAGGUGGAAUCUGAUUGGCUGAAAUCUGCUGGUGAUGUCAGAGGAAGGACCAAGAUGAAGUUGUUCCUCUAAAGACACUGGGUUGUAUAUAACAAACAUUUAAAAAUUAAUAUUGAGUUUUUGUUCAUGAUUUUCUACUCUGUAAAGAUAACUAAUGUUGCCUACUUGUAUCUACCAACCUGCUGCCGUGCUACCGUUUAAUUCACAACAAUGUUUUCUGUUUUUAUUUUUGCUCUGAGCUUCUCAGUCAAAGUGCUGUUUGGUUAAUUAAAUGCCAAAACGUAGCUUUAUCAUACGACAAAAACAUUAUCAACGUGUGGACAUUGUAAUAGUGUAGGAUGCAUUGUAUAGGCCUACUUCAUGAAUUUCAAUAUAAAGAUAUCGACACAAAAAA